AUGAAGCCAUCUCUUCUCUCUAUAAAGACAACUAUGAAGCCAUCUCUUCUCUCUAUAAGGACAUCUAUGAAGCCAUCUCUUCUCUCUAUAAAGACAUCUAUAACUAUAAGCCAUCUUCUCUCUAUAAAGACAACCAUCUCUUCUCUCUAUAAAGGAGCUUUUCAUCUUCUCUCUAUAAAGACAUCUAUGAAGCCAUCUCUUCUCUCUAUAAAGACAUCUAUGAAGCCAUCUCUUCUCUCUCUAAAGACAUCUAUGAAGCCAUCUCUUCUCUCUAUAAAGACAACUAUGAAGCCAUCUCUUCUCUCUAUAAAGACAACUAUGAAGCCAUCUCUUCUCUCUCUCUAUAAAGAAACAACUAUGAAGCCAUCUCUUCUCUCUAUAAAGACAUCUAUGAAGCCAUCUCUUCUCUUCUCUCUUCACUCUAUAAAGACAACCAUGAAGCCAUCUCUUCUCUCUAUAAAGACAAACUGA
Molecule: messenger RNA, 471 nt
Organism: Acanthosepion pharaonis
Lineage: Eukaryota; Metazoa; Mollusca; Cephalopoda; Sepiida; Sepiidae
Source: the annotation of a GenBank genome assembly